Molecule: messenger RNA, 1644 nt
Organism: Spinacia oleracea (spinach)
Lineage: Eukaryota; Viridiplantae; Streptophyta; Magnoliopsida; Caryophyllales; Amaranthaceae
Product: CDP-diacylglycerol--inositol 3-phosphatidyltransferase 1
Exons: 11
Coding region: 389-1066 (225 amino acids)
Biological process (GO): phosphatidylinositol biosynthetic process
Cellular component (GO): Golgi apparatus; membrane
Molecular function (GO): CDP-diacylglycerol-inositol 3-phosphatidyltransferase activity
Source: RefSeq, a predicted model, not a curated record
UAUUAAAAAAAAAAAAAAAAAACCUCCCACAGUUACACCCUUAUUAAAUUACUCCGUAUUAUCCAACCUUAAUUCAACCUCCACACCACCCUCUAAUAAUUUAUCAUUUUAUCCCCAUUCCCCUGGUAAUUCAUCUUCAUUGUCAAAACAAACACUUCGCUCAUCCACCCCGGCGACGGCGUUUCGACAGCGUUUCCGCUUCUCUCCGCCGUCUCCUUCCUCCUCGACCACCUCAGAAUCAAACUCCUUUCACCAGAUCCUAACCCUAGCUCCUUUCAAAUUAUCCGACGAACAUUCCUUGUGCUUAAUUUCGAUUUUAUCGGUGUAAAAAUUGAAAGUUGCAAUCUUUUGUAGAUCAUACCGUUGCAGUAUUACCCUGUGGAGAAAAAUGGCCGAUAAAUCGAAGCCGACGAUGUCAACAAUAUAUCUUUAUGUACCUAACAUAAUUGGGUACAUUAGAGUUUUGAUGAAUUGUGUCGCAUUUGCAAUAUGCUUUUCUCAUAAAGGACUUUUCUCAGUUCUGUAUUUUAUAAGCUUUGUAUGUGAUGGUAUUGAUGGCUGGUUUGCUCGCAAACUCAAUCAAGUAUCAACUUUUGGAGCUGUGUUGGACAUGGUGACAGACAGGAUCAGCACUGCUUGUUUGCUAGUCAUACUGUCUCAAAUAUAUAGACCUAGCUUGGUUUUCUUAUCAUUGCUUGCCUUAGAUAUUGCGAGCCAUUGGUUCCAAAUGUACAGUACUUUCUUGACCGGCAAGGCCAGUCAUAAAGAUGUAAAAGACAGUUCUAGCUGGCUGUUCCGAUUGUAUUAUGGAAACAGAAUGUUUAUGGCAUUCUGUUGUGUCUCAUGUGAGGUUCUGUACAUAAUCCUUUUUUACCUUGCAAAGAGUCGAACUGAAGAUGUCUUCGAUGUGUUACUGUCUUCCAGAAAACAAAGUUUGGCUCUCUUUCUUCUAGAAGUUCUAGUUCUGUUUGGAUGGGCAGUUAAGCAAACAAUCAACAUAAUACAGCUAAAAACUGCUGCAGAUGCAUGUGUUCUGCAUGACAUAAACAGAAAACAGAAGGCGUAAAUUGGUCAAAUUUUCAACUUCAUAUGCUCAGUCUCUUGGAUACUCUAAUUUGAGCGUGAUAGUGCAAAUGGCAUUGCUCACCACAUUGAAAGAAGAGCCCACUGGUAAUCAGGAAUACUCGGAUGAACUUGUUUGUGCCUCAGCUAAAAUGAUUCUUCUCACAUGGAGUGGGCCUCCCGAGAUUAACCGCGACAAAUUCUUGUGGAUAAUGAUCUUGAUCAAUUAUUAGUUUUGAGGCUAAUGUCAUCUUAUGCAAUAGAUGUUCAAUGUUCACUUUUCUGGGUUGAUGCUUUUGUUUUUACUUUGAUUGAUGGGGUGCACAUAAUAACAUUUAAUAGUUGUAGAUUUUGUUAGUACUUGGUUUCAUUUGCUUGCUCUUGUUGAGAGCUAAGAAUUUACAGCAAGUCGGCGCCUGAUGGAAACAUAUUUCUCAGAAGUGUAUACUGAUGAGGAAAGAUUUUCCAAAUGUGGAUUUAGUUGGAUCGUCGUAUUAUACCCGUGAAUGUUGUUUUGUUUGGGUCUUUGUAUUCCCUGCUCAUAUGAAUUUUGGUAUACCAUGGUCUCUCUUGCUUUUGACA